AUGCCGCGGCUGCCGCUCGCGCUGCCCGCGUGCCUCUCGGCCGCUCUCGCCCUGGCGGUCCUGCCAGCGGGCGCGCGGGCGGCGAGCCCUAUGGAACGAGGCGACGACGCGAUCCUCGGCGAAGACCAAGACGAUGACUUCAACAUUGAUGACACACUAGAUGAUGAGGACCUGAUGGAGGACGGGAGCAAGCCCACCAAGCGCCGCACGAGGCCCAAAAAGGCUUUUUGGGAGGAGAACGCGACCUCGUACAUUGACGAGAUCAUCCCCGUUUUGCGGUCAGACAUGAAGGAGGCAGCAACGCAGGUGAGGUUUGCACUGGCCUUGUUCAAGGAGAGGCAGAAGGCAAUGGAGACGGCAAAGAGGGAGGCGACUGAGGCCAUGAAGGAGCUCCGUCGGGAGGCAGAGAAGCGCCGCCAGUCUGCGGGCCAACGAAGAAUGGCCAAGGAGAAGGAGCGCCGGGCAAAGGCAGACUCCAUUCGUCUCGCCAAGGAGGCGAUGAUCAAGAAAGCGCAGGCCCUUGUGGGCGCGAGGGGCAUGGAGUCCGAGGGCAUCAUGAGUUCAGUGUCGCUGGGCAUCUUGAUGGACGUGCUCAUGGCCCUGCCAGAGGCAGUGGAGAACCCUAUCUUCAACAAGCGCUUGACAAAGGCGAAGGACCAAGCGGUGACGUCCGUCCAGGACUUCCUCAACAUGACGCGCCGCAAGACUUCGAAGUUCGUGCUGGCGGCGGCAAGGGCGUCCGACGUGGAGCUGUCAUUCCUCCUGGCGCGAUACUUCCACGAGGCCUCCUUCCGCACGAAGGCGUUGCAAUCGGAAGGGGAAAAGAUUGCCAGGGAUCUCAACGUCGUGAUGCCCAGGGAGCUGAGGAAGAGCUUCGCGCCCAUCGUCAAGGGCCUGCGAUCACAGGCGCUUCCGCUACGUGUGAACGCCAGCGGUCUUGCACAAGCAACCAUCACCGAAGCUUGCGCAGAGAUGGGGUCUCUGAUGGCGAACAUUAGCGACUACAACAAUAAGUUGGCCAACAUGCACAGCUCAAUGCACGACGUCUGGCAGAUCACCGAGCUGAUGCUGCCGAAAAUGGGCAACAUCUACCCCAUGAAGCCCAUCGUGGUAGACACCGUCAAGGACAUGAUGUCAAUGGCGACCAACCAGGUCGCCGGCCUCUCGGAAGCCGCGGACGAGAUCGUGACGAACGUCGGCCCCAUCGUCGCCGAGCGCCUGCAGUGCACCUGGAGCGCCGCGCUCCCGCGCUCCCUCGCGGGCCGGGCCGCGCUGCUCGCGGCCCUCGCCGGCUACCUCUUCGCCUGA
Prorocentrum cordatum is the source of this 1308-nucleotide messenger RNA. NCBI's taxonomy places the organism in Eukaryota, Dinophyceae, Prorocentrales, Prorocentraceae. The record is from the annotation of a GenBank genome assembly.